This is a messenger RNA of Culex quinquefasciatus (southern house mosquito), 6090 nucleotides long. It is a transcript of the gene CrebA, whose product is annotated as cyclic AMP response element-binding protein A. Gene Ontology annotation, molecular function: DNA-binding transcription factor activity, RNA polymerase II-specific; cAMP response element binding. The coding region runs from base 1423 to 3180 and encodes 585 amino acids. The transcript is spliced from 6 exons. The record is from RefSeq and is a predicted model, not a curated record. Lineage: Eukaryota; Metazoa; Arthropoda; Insecta; Diptera; Culicidae. Gene Ontology annotation, biological process: regulation of transcription by RNA polymerase II.
GCGCGGCGUUCACUCCGUACGGUCCAACGAUCCGCCCAAGUGCUGCCCGCACGAUACCCGCGCCGCAAAGCCUCGGUUAGUCCAAGUUUGAAAGUUGGAGCGUUUAGUGGUGCUGCUCCUCGUGCAUCGCUCUCGUGAACUUCGUGCGUGCGUGCAUUGUUUUUCGUGACGCUCGGUCGAAUUGGUGUUUUUGUUUCGUUGUUUCGUGUGUUUUGUUCAGUUUUCGAGCCGAAACGUCGGUGGUGCGUUACCCAAUCGCAGCAAGCGAUCUCUGUUGUGUGUGUGCUUCAGAAGAAGGAAGUCCACAAGACGUCGCACGUUCCGGCAAAUCUCUGAAAGAGAGCUAAGGGAAGAGGUUGUAAUUAAUUUCCCUUCCCUACUGAGGCAGUUCAUUAAACUUUUUGUUCGGUUGUUCCCGGCACGCGGAGUCUGGCGUGCAUCUGGUUGUCUAUUGUUUCUCCAAGCGAAUUCCCCGUUUCGUUUCAUCCGUCGGAGAAGCAGAAGCACAUUAGCAGCAGUGAGAGUUACGGGAAGUUUGGGAACGCCGACGUGAAUUGCCGGAUUUUUGGGGAAGACAACUAGAGAAAAUCAAGCAGCGGCAGCCAAAUUGGACGCUGGAACCGGUUCAAAUCCACUUGUUGAACGACGCGCGUAGAGAGCUGAUAACCCGGCGUUCGUAGAAGGCGGCGAUAGAAGAAAGCAAACUAGAGCGUGGAGAGAGACGAGAUCUCUGUGGCGUUCUGGAAGAGCACAACACGUGGUGGACCCCUCGUUGGAGGAGAGAAGUCGCGCGCGCAACAAGUGGUUGCUUGGAUGCUGCUGGUGGGAUUUUUACGCAUAAAUUCGAAAUAAAUCAGCGUGGACACAACUUUUUAAACUGGGUUGGGGGUGAAAAGCGAAAAGUUUUCGAGUGUUUUAUAGAUUUAUAUUAAACGAACCCGAUGCCUUACACCGUGCAAGCACGGCACGCUUGAGAAAGCAGACCCCCCUCGAAACGACGAAGAAGUUGAUUUAAAAUCGAAAAUAAAGAGCUAUAGUUUGAAAAUAAAACGGAAAGGAAGCAAAAUAAUUAGAGCUAAUUAGUAGUGGUUUAGUUUCUGGCGCACUUGGCACACACCGGCUGAAAGCAAGUUAAGUUUGGGCGGCGAAACUUGAGAAGAGCGAAAGAAGUUGAAGUUUGAGGUAAAAAGAGAGUGAUACCGACGACGAAUGGUUCCGAGUGAAGAUAAUAAAUAGUACGCGCGUGGUGAAAGAAAAAGUGCCCCAAAUAAAGAAAAAAAAAGUUGGGGUUGGAAGAAAAAUUGUUGGAGCAAAAACAGCGCACGCAAAUCGCAAAUUUUUGUGACUGGUGACUGGAGCUUCCCCGAUCCGUUCCGGACGGUGGCCGCCCGCCCCAAAGCCUGCAAGCUGGAUUACUUAAACAUGGAUUUCGACGACGGGGACCUGAAGGAGCUCUGGGACACGGAUCUCGAUGCGACGAUGCAAGACACACUCAAAAUGUCCAGCUACGCGGACAUGCAGGACUGGAUGGACCGAGACUCGAAGCUCCCGCCGGUGAUCCUGAACGACAAGCUGAUGACGGACGCGAUCAUCGGCGGAACGGGGAUGCCGAUCAAGACUGAGCACUCGUACAGCCUCAACUCGGACGGGGACUCGAUCAGCGACACCCUGCCUGACUCGCCGCACAGCCUGCAGAACAAAAUGGACGAUAUGGAGGAAGAGUGCUAUCCCGCCAUCAGCAUGAACGGCCAGAACAAGCAGCACAUCAUUCACAGGCACUCGGGAGGAGGUGGCGGGGUUGCCCACAUCCCGGCCAUCCUGUCCGCGGCUAGCGGCACAGUACUCUCCGCACUGAACGGUCCGAAUGCCCUCAAGAACUCUGUCGGCGUUGCCGGAGGCUUCAACCUGCUCAGCACACUCCAGCAGCAGCAGCAACUGCAACAACAGCAAGCCCAGCAGUCCCACCAACUGGUGCUCGGGCAUCCCAUCAGCUUAAACAACAACCACCUCACCAUCAACAAUAACCACCUCAAGGAGAGCAACUCCGGCAGCAGUCUUCUGCUCAGCUCCGGCUACAGCAGUAAACGCAGCGAUUCCUCCUCGUCCAGCUCGGGCAGCGUAGCGUCCGACAUCGAAAUCGACGAAAUGACCGUCAAGGAGGAACCCAUGUCGCCUAGCUCGAGCUGUCCUCCCUCGCCAACCGGAGCCGGCGCGAGCGGAACUGUCCUCGGCGGAUACUCCAUCUCAACGGUGAACCUGGCCAACAUGGCCGCCUACACGCAGUCCGACCUUGUGUUGGAACACAAGAACGGCACCCUCCAGCUCACACCCGCUUCGCAGAGUCUGCUCAAGAGCCAGCAGCUGGUCCUCACGAACGGCAACACGAUCUGCACAACCUCCGGCGGCACCACCAUCGCCUCCCAGCAGCAACCCGCCAAGAUCGUCAUGUCCAAGCUGAACAUUAAGAUGGAACCGCAGUCGACGUCCUCCUCCUCCUUCGGACUCCCGCCGACGCCUCCGUCGUCGCUGCCGAGCGACGAAUCCGAGGGCAACCAGAGUCCGGAACACCACGCGUCCCCGAUGUCCCCGCCCGCCGUCAUUUCGGCCGUCUCGCCGGGUUGUUCCAGCAGUAGCAGUAGCAGCAGCAGCGGUAGUAGUUGUGGUGGAAGUACACCUUCGAGCAGGAGGACAUCGGUUCAUGGGGCGUCGUCGUCGUCGGUGACGACUUCCGGAUCGUUGACUUCGUCGCCGAAUGCUGCCGCGAGGAACGCGGUCGUGGCUGCACAAAAUGCAACCACGAGGCAACCGAUUCACACCCCGCUCAUCAGUAGUCAACCGAAGGGAUCCACGGGCAACCUGAUCCUGACGGAGGAGGAAAAACGCACCCUGCUAGCGGAAGGUUACCCCAUCCCGACGCGGCUUCCGCUGACCAAAGCCGAGGAAAAAUCCCUCAAGAAGAUCCGGAGGAAGAUCAAAAACAAGAUCUCCGCCCAGGAAAGCCGCCGCAAGAAGAAGGAAUACAUGGACCAGCUGGAGCGCCGGGUCGAGAUCCUGGUGUCGGAGAACCUCGACUACCGGAAGCGCGUCGAGUCGCUCGAGGACGCCAACGCGAGUCUCACGAGCGAGCUGGCCAAGCUGCGGGCGCUCAUCAGCCGGCAGCAGGCCGCCCGGAAGAUGUAAGGGAUCUUUUUUUCUCCUCGCUUUUUUUUAUAAUUUCUUACAAAGUCGUUUCGUACUUUCGCCACGCCGUUAGGGUGGUUAAUUUUAUUUAUUUAUAUUUUUCGUCUCCUAAAGAGCUUAACGUUGUUUAGUUUUACCUUUUAAAACUGUGUUUGCCCUAAUAGUGUUUGACAAUUUGUGACGAAAACGCAUCUCUGGAUUUCCUAAACUGAAACAACAAUGUACAAAGUAGAUAAUUUUAACAAAGAUACAAUCAAAGCACACGCUGAAAGGUGUUGAAUUUUGUUCCACGACGAAGUCGAGUUGAUUUGCGCAGCAAAUUUCCCCGCUAAACUUGUUGAUUUUUAGUUGAAAUUUUCGUGCAAUAUUUGUUCUUUCUGUUUUGUUUGAAUGUGUUUUCCCCAAGCGUAUUGAAAAAAUGAUAUUUAUUGCAAACUUUGCGCAAAUCGCUCGGCCGAGUUCCCCGUUCUACUGCAGGUGACGCAGCAUUGCAACAAAAACGACAAAAGAUAUUAAAUAAAAAUGUUAUAACGAUAAAGCAAAAAGUGCAUUCCAUUAGCCCGUUAGUUAGCCGAUGAAAGGUUACGUUUGUUGCGUCCUUUUCAAAGAUAUGCAAGCUAAGUUCUAGGUUGUAAGCGAAUUUGUUUCACAAGAAAAAAAAUUACCUUAUAUUUUGUAAAUAUUCCAAACAAACAAAAAGUUUAAACCCGCAACGCAAAGUUACAAAACUCGACCGAAGAUUCCGCCAACCAACGCGAUCAAGUGUGCCUUGAACGAGCGAUUUGAAUUCUAGCGGAAAGCGCGAGAGCGCGCGUUUGCGUUCGCAACGCCUGCUUAGCACGGGCGCGAACCAUUCAUUCACGAAAACGCUUCACCACCACGUGAAGCGCGCGCAGCGCCUGCUGCGAUAGCUUUCCACCGCUCUCAAGAGCGCACACACUGAAAAAAGUUGUUUGCGUAAAUUGAUUUAAGGAGCCACAAUUUCAUCGCUAGUUUAAGAUUUUUUUUUUGUUUUCAAACAAAAAUGGCUCUUUUCACUGCAAAACUAAAGCUGACCAAGUUAUGAGUAACAUUUUACGUUACGCAAUCCAUACAACGGCUGCAGGAAGAGUGCUUAGACGGUAAGAAGUUUUGUUGCUUUUUUUGUACAUAACCUAGCGAAAGGACUAAAUCGGGUACACACAUUUCUGUUCUGUAAAUAGCAGACGUUAGUUAGUUUCAAAAUUCAUCGCACGCAUUGUUUCGGAAACAAAAUUCACACAAUUUUUUCAUGUUGAAAUUCAUUCGCACUGAUUCGCAUUACGGAAAGGAAAAUUAAACGGUUUUUUUUUGUUUUUGUCGAAAAUUUACCCCUCAUUUUGGCUUUGUCAAACAGUCACCCUCACAAAAGUCUGCCUUGUAAAAAAAUGGGAGCGUUUUUAGUUUAGUGUGAGUACUUACCACGGGGAAGUCACGAUUAGGUUAACUCUGUUGAAUUCAAUUGUUGUGUUAGCGUAAGAUUUUGGUAGGAAGAGAGCAGUUUUUAAGGUUAGGCGAUUUUUUUUGGCUAGACGCGAGUAAAUAUUGGAUCACAACCGAAGGAGGACAGAAUACAACAAAAAUAUAUUUUAUAUAAAAGUGUACAUUGUAAGGAGAACGAAACCGAUAGAUUAACCAAAUUAAAGUAAAGCUAAGGUGGGCCUAACAAAAGUGGUAGGAAAGGUAACGAAAAGACGUGUCCGCGAGGACAUUUUUUGCUAGAUUUAACAAAGAUCUAAACUUUAUUUUUGUGCUAGAGAGAGAGCGGAUGAACUGAAUGGCACGUAGCGCGCCGGGAAGCAUUUUUUAGUAAUCUUUAAGGCAGACUGUCGCGAGACUACUUGCGCGAGAGCGAACGAGACCGUUUCUACACUACAUUUUGGUUAAAGUAAGAUGGCGUCCAGGGGGUGGUUUGAGAAAUCACCUUUAGCCGAUUUAUACAUUAUUAAAUAUACAUAUAUACAGAGCUAAGUAGUGGAAAAUAACAUGAAAAUGAAAAAUUCUAUUUCUGCCAUGAUGAUUAGUUUAACGUGAGUUUAACAAGGAGACUAUUAAAUCGAGGAAUUACUUGUAGUAUUUAAGCAUUAGACAUUUAAAGUUAAAGUGCUAGUUUAAGUUGUUAGUUUUAAAUUGAGCGCUAUUUUGAUGACUGAUAAAGCAUAUUUUCAGAACGAACACAAUCACACAAACACGAAAAACACACACACAGGCUGAAAAAUGCGUCCUUGACACAAGUAUCUUCCAAUUUUACGAGAAAAAAACACACACACGUACGGCUAAUUAUUGUGCAAUUUACUCUACAUUUUCCUUAUUUAAUUUUGUUAUCUAUAUUUUGUUCAUGUUUAUUUUCAAUAUUUUUAAAAUCACGAGAAAGCAAACGAUAAAAUAUGUUACCUAUAUCACACCUUGAGUUUAGUCAUAAGCUGAUGAUAUCUUAACUACUUUUAAGCCACCAACGAAACAGCUUUUCCUCUCACAUUCACACAAACAGCACAUUCACACAUUCUGAGACAGUAGGUUUUCCGCCCAAUCAGAAUCGCGCAUACAGGCAAACUAAAUCAAUUUUAAGCAUUUAUCGAAUGAUGUAACUGUAUUUAUAGCUAACAAAAGCAAGCAAGCAUGAAUCCUAUAUAAAAACGAAAAACAAGUGUCCAAAUCUUAUACACUUAAUCAAAUAAAUACACACACAAAACAUACAUGAGUAAUGAAACCAACAACAAAACACAUUCACAAUUGAGUCAAUGAUUCACAAAUGUUUAGUAAAUUUAUUACUCCCUACCCAAAAUGACCCCCCAACCAACCAAUCUACUUUAUAAAAGUUACUUAAAACACAGUAAAACAGAAGAAGAAGACGAAGAAGCAAAAUAAAACUAUACAUCUUAUUACUGAAAA